This is a messenger RNA of Pipistrellus kuhlii (Kuhl's pipistrelle), 2906 nucleotides long. It is a transcript of the gene MAP3K8, whose product is annotated as mitogen-activated protein kinase kinase kinase 8. Lineage: Eukaryota; Metazoa; Chordata; Mammalia; Chiroptera; Vespertilionidae. The record is from RefSeq and is a predicted model, not a curated record. Gene Ontology annotation, biological process: protein phosphorylation. The transcript is spliced from 8 exons. Gene Ontology annotation, molecular function: protein kinase activity; ATP binding. The coding region runs from base 1114 to 2517 and encodes 467 amino acids.
AUCUUUUAAAUGGGAAGCAACUCAGGUAUGAUCAUCUUUUGUUAGGCAGACGUGAUGCCCAUAAACUUAGCCAUUUUCAUUCACACUUGUGAGGAAACCCUUAACUAUGCAAGUAGCCAUGACAUUAAUGUUUAAAAAUAGGAUUUCCUUUUGGCCUUAUGGAUGAUUCCUGAAAUAAUCUGAAGCAAAUAAUUUUGUCUGUAUUUGUUCAUCUUUCCAUUUCUAAAUGUGGCAUAGUUGUCUACUUUGAUAAGAAGUAGGAAUUUUAUGAGGAUUUUUAUUGUGAACUGUGUGAAGAAGGGUCUUGAUUGCUAAAGUGGAAUACCUUCACAAUCUACAUUUUCUACGUGGGUACUGAUCAUGAAUAACUUAGAAAUCAUUAGCAUAUUAUCUGCCUAAUUUAGGCUUGAAAGUGCUGAGGCUUUUUGCAGGGGUAUUUUGUGGGUGGACUGGUCAUUGGGGUUGCCUAGGGAGCACUGGUUUGCGUGAGAAGAGUCCUGCAUUGCUAAGGAAUUAUGCCUGGCUCCAAAAACAGUCUCAGUCAUACAUUCCUCCACCCCCUCUGCCUCUUACCCUGCUUUCCUCCCCCCACCUCUUAUUCUGCUCUGCCUCCACCAUGAAAUUUAAGGGUAUAUGUAUUUAACCUCUGCCUUAGGUUUUACAUAUAAAUACUUGAGACUUUCUGCAGGAUUUAAAAACCAUAACCUGUGUUUCCUCUUUGGAUCUGCUGACUGGCUAGUAAACUGUAUAGACCUUUUCUUCUCUUUCUUGAGUCACAUUACUCUUGAGAACUUUAUUUUCUCUCAAGUCAGCCAUUUGAUAAGUAAAUCCAGCAGCCUUGAAACUUUCCAGCCAGUGAGGUCCCAAGUCAGGCUAUUUUCGUCUUAACUUCUGUUUUUCAGUAAAUUCUACAAGUAGAAACUGCAACUAAAUGGCUCGAUGAAACCUAAGGCCAAUGUUCCUCCCUUAACCAUAGAAAUCCUUUUAGAACUCAACAGACUCCAAGCUUUUGCAAGAUCUCUCUGAGAGGAGACUUCCUUUGCUUUCUGGAUGUAACUGUGGUGGUAACAACCAUUAAAGUAUUUCAUAGACUCUCUGAAAAGCACAACAGUAAUGGAGUACAUGAGCACUGGAAGCGACAAUAAAGAAGAAAUUGAUUUAUUAAUUGAACAUUUGAAUGUCUCUGAUGUAAUAGACAUUAUGGAAAAUCUUUACGCAAGUGAGGAGCCAGCGGUUUACAAACCCAGUCUAAUGACCAUGUGUCAAGACAGCAAUCAAAAUGAGGAAAAUUCAGAGUCCCUGCUGCUCAGUGGCCAAGAUGUGCCAUGGCUGUCAUCAGUCAGAUAUGGAACUGUGGAGGAUUUGCUUGCUUUUGCAAACCAUAUAUCCAAUACUGCAAAGCGUUUUUAUGGACACCGACGACAAGAAUCGGGAAUUUUAUUAAAUAUGGUAAUCACUCCCGAAAAUGGACGCUAUCAAAUAGACUCUGAUGUUCUCCUCAUCCCCUGGAAGCUGACGUACAGGAAUAUUGGCUCCGAUUUCAUUCCUCGGGGGGCCUUUGGAAAAGUGUACUUAGCGCAAGAUAUAAAAACUAAAAAAAGAAUGGCAUGCAAACUGAUCCCAGUAGAUCAAUUUAAGCCAUCUGAUGUGGAAAUCCAGGCUUGCUUCCGGCAUGAAAACAUUGCUGAGUUAUAUGGCGCAGUCCUAUGGGAUGAAACUGUCCAUCUCUUCAUGGAAGCAGGCGAGGGAGGGUCUGUUCUGGAGAAACUGGAGAGCUGUGGACCAAUGAGAGAAUUUGAAAUUAUUUGGGUGACAAAGCAUGUUCUCAAGGGACUUGAUUUUCUGCACUCAAAGAAAGUGAUUCACCAUGAUAUUAAACCUAGCAACAUUGUUUUCAUGUCUACAAAAGCCGUUUUGGUAGAUUUUGGCCUAAGUGUUCAAAUGACUGAAGAGAUCUAUUUUCCUAAGGACCUCCGUGGAACAGAGAUUUACAUGAGCCCAGAGGUGAUCCUGUGCAGGGGCCAUUCAACCAAAGCCGACAUCUAUAGCCUGGGGGCCACGCUAAUCCACAUGCAGACAGGCACUCCACCCUGGGUGAAGCGCUACCCUCGCUCAGCUUAUCCCUCCUACCUGUAUAUAAUCCACAAACAGGCCCCUCCAUUAGAGGAUAUUGCUGAUGACUGCAGUCCCGGCAUGAGGGAGCUAAUAGAAGCUGCCCUGGAGAGGAACCCCAAUCAUCGCCCGAGGGCAGCUGACCUACUAAAACACGAGGCCCUGAACCCUCCCAGAGAGGACCAGCCACGCUGUCAGAGCCUGGAUUCUGCCCUCUUUGAGCGGAAGAGGCUGCUGAGCAGGAAGGAGUUGGAACUUCCUGAGAACAUUGCAGAUUCUUCAUGCACAGGAAGCACUGAAGAAUCAGAGAUGCUAAAGAGACAACGUUCUCUCUACAUAGACCUUGGAGCCCUGGCCGGCUAUUUCAACCUUGUCCGGGGCCCACCAACGUUAGAGUAUGGCUGAUUGUCGUUUGCUCUAAAUUAAUAUUCAGCUUUAAGCUCCUGGAAGCUAGUUCUGCUGAUUUCACACAGGGACUCGUCUAGUGAACUGUGCCGUUUAUUAGCUGGCAUUGUGGGCUCCCACGACUGAUGAAUGUGACUCCACAUGGCUCCUGGGUGUUUUAUUUGUGGACCUGCCCUGUCUGCCAGGUCUGACAGUUCUCAUUUCUCAGGUGGGGUGACUCAAGGGGAGGAAUUAAAUGUUCCUAGAUGGAUCAUUUCUGGUGACUGAUUUCAUAAACUGUGCACUUUGCUCAAAAUUUUAAAAAUACCAAUUACAAAAAUAAUAUAUUAGCCUAAAAUUACUAUUCUUGGUUCUAAAUUAAGUCUGAGAACUUCAUUUAACUCAGAGUA